AGGCAUUGACACCCUAUUUCUGUCCGUCCUAAGAUGUUCAACAGAAACACAAGGAGACUCUGCGGGCACAAACUGAAACACUGAGAGUGGACACGAUCCUGAUGAGGGAGAAGGUGAAGGUUUUCCAGCUGGUUGAUCGAUACGCUGAGCUCACGGUCAUUUCUACUGUUCGAGAUCGGAGACUGGUGGAACAUGAGCUGCUGGCAAGAGGCAGAGACCAUGAGGAGUGGAGAGAGAAACAUCUCCGUGGAGAGCUGGAAAAAAUCGGGACUGAUCAGUUAUUCAAGAGCAGUUUUGUUCAAAAACGUAAAAAAUGUUUCUUUGGAAACAAAUCCGGGAUGUCCGCAGCAGUGGCCGGAGUCUCGGGGAUCGGGAAAACAACAAUGGUACAAAAGAUAGUCUAUGACUGGGCCACGGGGAAAAUAUACCAACAAUUUCAGUUUGUCUUCAGUUUCAAGUUCCGCGAUUUAAACACCAUUAACUGCAGAAUAAACCUGAGGGAAUUGAUUCUGCAUCAGUAUCCUUACUUUGGAAAUAUCCUGAGAGAGGUCUGGAAGAAUCCAGAGGGAUUGUUGUUUAUAUUCGAUGGUCUGGAUGAAUUCAAGCACAAAAUCGAUUUUGCUGACAGUCGAAGAGAUACAGAACCCAAGCAUCAGUGCCCAGAUCCCGAGUGGUGGUGUGAAGUGUCUGACAUUGUGUACAGUUUAAUCCAGGGCAAGCUGCUCCCAGGGUGUUCAGUGCUGGUGACCACCCGUCCCACUGCGUUACAUUUAUUGGAAAAGGCAAUGAUCAGUGUCUGGGCUGAAAUCCUGGGAUUCGAUGGUGAGGAACGGAAGGAAUAUUUCAUCAAAAAUUUUGAAGAUCAGUCGGUGGCGGCAGAUGUUUUCAAACACGUGAAGGAGAACGAGAUCCUGUACACCAUGAGCUACAACCCUUCCUACUGCCUGUUCCUCGCUCUGACACUGGGCCCCUUCUUCACACAAAGAGACGGGGACUCGCAGCCAUUUCCCAAGACCAUCACCCAACUGUACUCCUACUAUAUUUACAACAUCCUGAAAAACCACGGCCGUGAGAUUGAGAACCCCCGUGAUGUGUUACUCAGGGUUGGUCAGAUGGCCUUCAGAGGAGUGUCCGAGAAGAAGAUUGUGUUUACAGGUGGAGAUUUAAUCAAAAACAAUCUGCAGCCUUCCCAAUUCCUGUCCGGGUUCCUGAUGGAGCUUUUGGAGAGAGAGGAUUCUGCCCGGAGCGUGGUGUACACAUUCCCUCACCUCACUAUCCAAGAGUUUGUAGCUGCCGUCGCACAAUUCCUGAAUCCACAUCCCGGGGAUAUCCUGAAAUUCCUCACUGAAUCCCAUAACACGACAGAUGGUCAAUUUCAUGUAUUUCUUCGUUUUGUUGCUGGUCUCUCCUCCCCAAUGACAGCUCGGGGCCUGGAGGAGUUUCUGGGUCCAUUUCCUGAACAAACAACCUGCCGGGUGAUUGACUGGGUGAAGAAGGAGGUUAAACGUCAGAGUGGAAACACAUGGAGUGAAGCUGGUAAAAGGAGCCUCCUGAACACAUUACACUACCUGUUUGAGUCUCAGAAUUGUGAGGUCGCACUGGGAUCUGUGAAAAAACUUUCAUUCAGUGGAAUGACACUAACCCUGUUUGACUGCGCUGUCCUGUCUCAUGUCAUCGGACUCUGUGAUACAAUAAAACAUCUCAAUCUGGAGGACUGUCACAUUCAGUGUGAAGGAAUCCAGCGGCUGGGACCCGGGCUGUACAAGUGCCAGGAGUUGAGCCUUGGGUGGAAUAAACUGGAAGAUUCAGGAGUGAAACUGGUGUCUGCGGUUCUGAGGAACCCGGAGUGUAAAAUACAGAAACUGUGGCUAGACAAUGUCGGUCUCACAGAUUCUGCUGUCGAGGAUCUCGCCUCCGCUCUCAGUACAAACCCAUCACUGACGGAGCUGGAUCUGGGUGCUAAUAAACUGGGAGAUUCAGGAGUGAAACUGGUGUCUGAGGCUCUGAGGAACCCGGAGUGUAAAAUACAGAAACUGGGGCUAGACAAUGUCGGUCUCACAGAUUCUGCUGUCGAGGAUCUCGCCUCCGCUCUCAGUACAAACCCAUCACUGACGGAGCUGGAUCUGGGUGCUAAUAAACUGGGAGAUUCAGGAGUGAAACUGGUGUCUGAGGCUCUGAGGAACCCGGAGUGUAAAAUACAGAAACUGUGGCUGUAUGAUGUCGGUCUCACUGCUAAUGGUGCCAAGGACCUCAUCUCCACUCUCAGUACAAAUCGAUCACUGACAGAGCUGAGCUUGAAUGAUAAUAAUCUGGGAGAUUCAGGAGUGAAACUGUUGUCGGCUGCGCUGAGGAUCUCGAAGUGUAAAUUACAGAAACUGUGGCUGAGGAAUGUCGGUCUCACAGAUUCUGGUGUCGAGGAUCUUGCCUCCGUUCUCAGUACAAACCCAUCACUGACAGAGCUGAACCUGGGUGCUAAUGAACUGGGAGAUUCAGGAGUGAAACUGGUGUCUGCGGCUCUGUCGAAUUCGAAGUGUUGUAUACAGAAACUGUGGCUUUUUGAUGUCAGUCUCACUGCUAAUGGUGCCAAGGACCUCAUCUCUACUCUCAGUACAAGUCGAUCUCUGAAAGAGCUGAGUUUGAAUGAUAAUAACCUGGGAGAUUCGGGUGUGAAACUGGUGUCUGCGGCGUUGAGGGACUCGGAGUGUAACAUACAGAAACUGUGGCUGUGGAAUGUCGGCCUCACAGAUUCUGGUGCCGGAGAUCUUAACGCCACUCUCGGAGGAAACCCAUCACUGACGGUGCUCAAUCUGAAUAAUAACAAGUUGGAAGAUUCAGGAGUGAAACUGGUGUCUGCGGCUCUGAAGAAAUCACGUUGUAAAUUACAGGAAUUGGGGCUGAGGGAUGUCGGUCUCACAGAUUCUGGUGCCAAAGAUCUCGCCUCCGCUCUUAGUACAAACCGAUCAUUGAUGGAGCUGAACCUGAAUGAUAAUAAACUGGGAGAUUCAGGAGUGAAACUGGUGUCUGAGGUUCUAAAGAAGGCGAACUGUAAAAUCCAAAAACUGUGGCUGCGGGAUGUCGGUCUCACAAAUCCUGGUGCCAAGGACCUCGCUUCCGCUCUCAGUUCGAACCCAUCACUGACGGAGCUGAACCUGGGUGCUAAUAAACUGGGAGAUUCAGGAGUGAUACUGCUGUCUGCGGCUCUGAAGAAUUCGGAGUGUAAAAUACAGAAACUGUGGCUAGACAAUGUCGGUCUCACAGAUUCUGCUGUCGAGGAUCUCGCCUCCGCUCUCCGUACAAACCAAUCACUGACGGAGCUGAGUUUGAAUGAUAAUAAACUGGGAGAUUCAGGAGUGAAACUGGUGUCUGCGGCUCUGAGGAAGCCGGAGUGUAAAAUACAGAAACUGUGGCUGAGGAAUGUCGGUCUCACAGAUUCUGGUGCCAAGGAUCUCGACUCCGCUCUCAGAACAAACCCAUCACUGACGGAGUUGAACCUGAGUGGUAAUAAACUGGGAGAUUCAGGAGUGAAAUUGGUGUCUGAAGCUCUAAGGAACUCAGAGUGUAAAAUACAGAAACUGUGGCUGCAGAAUGUCGGUCUCACAGAUUCUGGUGCCAAGGAUCUCGUCUCCACUCUCAGUACAAGCCCAUCACUGAUGGAGUUGAACCUGAAUGAUAAUGAACUGCGAGAUUCAGGAGUGAAACUGGUGUCUGCAGCUCUAAGGGACUCGAACUGUGAAAUACAGAAACUGUGGCUCAGGGAUGUCGGUCUCACAGAUUCUGGUGCCGGCGAUCUCGUCUCCGCUCUCAGUACAAACCGAUCACUGACGGAGCUGAACCUGGGUGCUAAUAAACUGGGAGAUUCAGGAGUGAAACUGGUGUCUGCGGCUCUGAGGAAAUCGGAGUGUAAAAUACAGAAACUGUGGCUGUAUGAUGUCGGUCUCACUGCUAAUGGUGCCAAGGAGAUCAUCUCCACUCUCGGUACAAAUCGAUCACUGACAGAGCUGAGUUUGAAUGAUAAUAAACUGGGAGAUUCAGGAGUGAAACUGGUGUCUGCGGCUCUGAGGGUCUCGGAGUGUAAAAUACAGAAACUGUGGCUGAGGGAUGUCGGUCUCACAGAUUCUGGUGUCGAGGAUCUCGUCUCCGCUCUCAGUACAAACCCAUCACUGACGGAGCUGAACCUGAGUUAUAAUAAACUGGGAGAUUCAGGAGUGAAACUGGUUUCUGCGGCUCUGAAGAAUUCAGACUGUAAAAUACAGAAAUUAUGGCUGAUGAAUGUCGGACUCACAGAUUCAGCUGCUGGAGAUUUUGUGUCCGCACUCGGUACAAAAACUUCACUAAUGGUGCUCACCCUGAAUAACAAUAAACUGGGAGAUUCAGGAGUGAAACUGGUGUCUGCGGCUCUGAUGAAAUCACGGUGUAAAUUACAGGAAUUAGGGCUGAAACAUGUCGGUCUCACAGAUUCUGGUGCCGGCGAUCUCGCCUCCGCUCUCAGUACAAACCCAUCACUGACGGAGCUGAACCUGAAUGAUAAUCAUCUGGGAGAUUCAGGAGUGAAACUACUGUCGGCGGCUCUGAGGAAGGCAGACUGUAAAAUACAGAAACUGUGGCUGGAGAAUGUCGGUCUCACAGAUCCUGGUGUCGAGGAUCUCGUCUCCGCUCUCAGUACAAACCCAUCACUGACAGAGCUGGACCUGGGAUUAAACUCGCUGACAGACCGAUCUGUCCCCGCUCUCCGCCACCUCAUACUGAUCCUCCCAAGUCUGGAGCGGAUCCUGCUGUACGGGAAUCAGUUCAGUCAGACAGGGAGGAAGGAACUGAGAUCUCUGCAGGAACCCAGACCCGGACUGACAGUGGAUCUGUGAACAUCUGAAUGUGUGAACAUCCCAGCCUGCGGGAUGGGGACAUUUUGGCCGAUUCCCAGCCCUCCCCUUUAACUCCCCCCUUACCUUUAAUGGCCGCGUGCCAGGUUUAAUUCCCAACGGUUUUAACGGAUCGGGCGCCACGCUCGCGCUGUGUGUCAUUCAUUGCGCUCCCGUAGUGACGUAUUUCUGCCUGUUGUACCGCGGCGCAGCUUCCGCCGGAUGUGCGGGUUGAGACCCCGCCCACGUGAGACCCUGGGGAAUUACGCAGUCAGGAAGAUACCGGAGGCCGGGGCUCAGUCUGGGACACCGGUGUCCCGGGGUGGGAUUAUCCCGGGAGAGAAUCCUUUUGCUCCCUUUGCUGAGGACGGUGCAUUCGGCAGUCUGGCCGAUAUAAUGAUGUUAAAUAGACAAAUACCUCGGCAGUGACCCUGGAUCUGCAGCGAUCCCGGUCACGGCCCUGAAGUGUGAUUUUAUUAUCAUCGGUUCCCCGAUGCAGAAUGACAGUGAGAAACGGGACUGAUUAUUCAACCGGUCACCCGUUGUUGCCGGUCAGUUAAUUGUGUGUGACUGUGAGUGAGUCGGAAGCAGUUUAUUUAUUCCCGCAUGUCAGCAGCUCACACAUUGUUUAAUUUACAUUUGUCAUGAUGAAAUCAAUAAACCAAUGUAACUUUCUGUCUUGCUGUCAGACUUGAGUUUUAUUUGAGGUUUCUGCUGCCCACCUCAACCUGUGCCCUGAGCUCCUC
Molecule: messenger RNA, 5602 nt
Organism: Mobula hypostoma (lesser devil ray)
Lineage: Eukaryota; Metazoa; Chordata; Chondrichthyes; Myliobatiformes; Myliobatidae
Product: NACHT, LRR and PYD domains-containing protein 12-like
Exons: 20
Coding region: 102-4859 (1585 amino acids)
Cellular component (GO): cytoplasm
Molecular function (GO): protein binding
Source: RefSeq, a predicted model, not a curated record